This is a messenger RNA of Styela clava, 537 nucleotides long. RefSeq lists its product as uncharacterized. The record is from RefSeq and is a predicted model, not a curated record. Lineage: Eukaryota; Metazoa; Chordata; Ascidiacea; Stolidobranchia; Styelidae.
AUCAUUACGAAAGUAUAAUUUCUAAUUUUUCUCGUCAAACCAGAGUUGAUAAAAUGCAAAAAUUGUUUGCGUUUUCUCUUAUUGUGGCAGCAAUAUGUCAUCUGGGACUGGGAUUGACUUGUUAUUCAUGCUUCAACUGCCAAUCAGUUGAUUCUUCACACGAGGAAGUUUGUCUCGACAUUACCGGAUUAACAACAAUGUGUAUUAAGUCCGAGAAUAGCGCACUGGGCAUCACUGCAGUAAAUCGGGCCUGUGGAUACGGAACAUCAACAAACUGCAGCUCUGGCACUCUUCUUGGGAUUACUGGAACCGUUUGCUAUUGUGACACAGAUCUCUGCAACGGGGCUGUAGUCGUCAGAAUCAGCGUUAUUAUGGGAACUCUCAUUACUGGAAUCUUGGCAAGAAUACUGAUGUAGACCUGGAGAAAUAUUUUCAUGAAUUCAAUUUUUAAAUUUAUUUAUGACUUCUAACAUUUCUAGCGUGUGUGAAGUAGUGUGAAGCGUGUAUGUCGUUUCGAAUGCCAUUAAAGUUAUCUAA